Messenger RNA from Amphimedon queenslandica, 5295 nucleotides. RefSeq names its product Golgi-specific brefeldin A-resistance guanine nucleotide exchange factor 1-like. The coding region runs from base 26 to 5203 and encodes 1725 amino acids. The record is from RefSeq and is a predicted model, not a curated record. Gene Ontology annotation, biological process: regulation of ARF protein signal transduction. Gene Ontology annotation, molecular function: guanyl-nucleotide exchange factor activity. Lineage: Eukaryota; Metazoa; Porifera; Demospongiae; Haplosclerida; Niphatidae. The transcript is spliced from 34 exons.
UGUGGUUAUACCUAGAGAGCUAGCCAUGUUGAGAAGACACAAGCUCAUUGUUCAAGGAGAAGUAACUGCAGUACUGUCAGCUCUGAGGGGAGGAGGAGGAGGGGGAGGGAGAUGGAUAGGAAUGGGUAGAUCAAACUCGGAGGAGAUACAGGAUCCAUUGAUACAUGACCUAUGUCUAUUGCAAGACAAUCUACUGCAUACACAAGAGAUAGGUGUGUUAGAUAUAGUACGUCCAUUUUGUUCGGUGGUCAUCAAUGAAGAGACAACUGGCCCAAUCACUGGCCUGGCUAUAGGGGCACUGGAUAAGUUCCUUGCCUCAGGAUUAUUAGAUCCAUCUUAUGAUAAAGCAGCUCAUGGUAUCUGUGAAGUGGCUGAGGCUGUCACUCACGCUAGGUUCGUAGGUACUAGCACUGCCAGCGAUGAAGUCGUACUCAUGAAAAUACUCAAAAUAUUAAAUACAUUGCUCUCAGUACCAGGUGGCAGAUUAUUAACGAAUGAGAGCGUCUGUGAGAUAAUGCAGUCUUGCUUUAGGAUCUGUUUUGAAGGACGGCUAUCAGAGCUGUUGCGUUGUUUUGCUGAGAAUAUACUAACUGAAAUGGUCCGUCUCUUAUUUAGUAAUCUCUCACUCGUUGAGGACACACCCACUGACAAUGAAAUGAAGGUGGUGGCCUAUAGUAGUGGCCCUGUAUUGGACUCUACUAGUUACAAUGCUAAGGAAGAGAAGGCGGGCCAGCAGCAGCUGCAAUCAGAGCAGUCAGUAGUAGUACAGGAGACUGACUCCAUUAAUGGGGUAGCAGAAGGGGAGGAGGCUAAGAGAGAGGGAGAGGAUGAAGGAGAGAGGAAUGGUCUGUCUGAUGAAGAGGGUAAGACAGGAGGAGGAGGAGGAGGGAGGGAGAGGGAGGAUGUCUCUUCAUUGUCAAGUGAAUCACCUGAUACUUCAUUAACAAAUUCUCCAAAUGGUGAUAGUCCUACUGCUCCUACUGGCAGUACAUUCACGACAGCAAGAGGUGUCCAUUUUGCUGGUCCAGUAGGAGGAGGGGGAGGAGAUGAGAGAGAGAAGUCUCCUCACAGUAUGCCUUGUGUUAGAGAAGUCCUGAGGUUUCUCAUUUCCAUUAUUAAUCCUAAAGACAGGAAUGACACUCGUGUGAUAUGCAUUGGAUUGGAUUUGGUGACAGUUAUGCUGGAGUGUGGAGGGAAGAGUCUUGGGGACAUUAAAUCGCUGAGGGUUCUCAUGCAAGACGGACUCUGCCAUCAUUUACUUACUUUGCUAAAGCACGAAUCCGUUGAUGUUUUCGGUCGCUCUCUGAGGAACUGUUUUCUUCUUUUUGAUUCAAAUCGCCAUCAUCUUAAACUACAACUGGAGUGGUUCCUUAAUAAGCUAAUGCAAACGAUACAGUUGGAUCAGUCAAGACUACAGGCAGGCAGACAAGAGCUAACACUAGAGUGCCUCAUACAAUUUUGUCACAUCCGUAAUUUCGUAUCAGAGCUAUACGUUAACUAUGACUGCAGUACUUACUGCACUAAUGUGUGCGAGAGAUUGAGCAAACUACUUGCCAAGCAAGCAUUUCCCAGUUCUUAUCACACCAUAUCAUCAACCAACAUAUUAGCACUGGACACACUACUGGCAAUGAUACUAUCACUGGAAUCAGCCAGCACCACCACCACUACUGAUAAUAAUAAUAACGAUACCAAUGAUCGGGAUACUAAUAGGGUGGGUGCUAAAAAUGGAGGGAAAGUUCCAGCUGAUUGUAAUGAAGGAGUCAGUGUUAAUUCAUCCGCCGGGAUCAUAUUCUCCUCCGCUAAGCAGCAGGCACCGGAUAUCAGUCUGAAUGGAGGGGAGGAGGUGGGUGGAGCUAUAUCAGAACCUAACCUCCUCAAAGAGGAAGAGGAGGAGGAGGAAAGGAAGCACCUUAGCCUUCCCCUCUCUCCCUCCCCAGGGACUCUCUCUGAACUAUUGAAAGCACGUCAAUUGAAAAAGUUGAUCACUGCUGGUACAGAGCAGUUUAAUCAGAAACCGUCACGUGGUAUAUCCUUCUUAAUGGAGCAGGGAGUCCUUCAAACUCCUCUUGAUCCUGUGGAAGUCGCUACAUUUCUUCACGACAACCCCUCUAUCAACAAACAAAUGUUGGGAGAUUACCUUGGGGAUAGAAGGAACACAGAGAUAUUGGUUGCAUUUAUUAAGAGUUUCAAGUUUCAUUCUGUCAGCCUUGUUGAGGCUAUCAGAGAAUUUUUAGAGUCUUUUCGUCUCCCUGGGGAGGCCCCUGUAAUUUCUGGAAUAUUUGAAAAAUUCUCUGCCCACUGGCUAAGUUGCAAUGAAAGUGGUUUGGCGACCAUGUUUGCAAACCAAGAUUCUAUAUUUGUCCUUUGCUAUGCCAUUAUGAUGCUCAAUACUGACCUUCACAACCCAAGACUCAAGCAAAAGAUGUCACUAGAGGAAUUCAUAAGGUCUCGUCGAGGUAUGAAUAAUAAUAAGGAUUUCCCUAGAGAAUUAUUGACAGAGAUAUAUCAUUCAAUAAGAACAACUGAGAUUAUAUUACCUUCAGAACAUCAUGGAGCAGUCAAGGAAGGCUACGAAUGGAAGGUUUUAUUACGUCAUGCUAGUACUAAUAAGAGUCUUUAUUACGAGGUAUCCACUCAUGAGUAUGAUCAAGACGUCUUCCUCUUAUUGUGGGGAUCAGUAGCAGCUGCUCUAUCCUGUGCUCUGGAGAACUGGCCGCCUCAUUCAAAUCUUUAUGAUAAAAUAACCAACGGAUACAAGCAAUGCUCAAUUGUGGCUGCCCAUUAUGAGCAGCAUGAGGUCUUUGACAAUCUCGUCAUAUCCCUGAGCAAGUUCUCCUCUCUUCUGAGCCACCACGACCCUCCCCUCUCCCAGUCUGUCACCCUCACCCUCACAACUGACACUAAAGCUCACCUCUCCCUUCAAACCAUGCUCUCUCUUGCUCAUCGUCACGGGAACCUCCUCAGGGAGGGCUGGAAGAACAUUCUAGAUUGUCUGAUGUGUUUAUAUAGAGCAAGACUGUUACCAGAGAGUAUGGUAACAAUACCUGAUUUCAUUAAUCCAGCUGGGUCUGUGUCUUUAUAUGCUGAGGAGGCCCCUACCGUUAGACAUGACUCCAGUAUACUGAGCUCAUUCUUUUCAGUAAACUACUGGCUACUAGCAGGAGAAGCAUCAGUAUCAACACAGUCCGCACUGAAGUCACUGUCACCGAGCGAAGUAAAGCAAAGGAACGCUUUAGUGAAAUGGAUAGAUGACUGUGGGUGUCAGCUGCUUUUCAGUGACAGCAAGUUCCUCAAUGAGGAGUCACUGGCUGAAUUAAUAAAGGCACUGAUAUUCCAAUCACAUGGUCCUGAUGUUCAUAACACUCUUGGGACUGGGUUUGAUGAAGAGAGUGCAAUCUUCUUUUUAGAAUUAUUAAUGACAGUCACUCUAGCCAACAGGGAUAGGGUAAAUAUAUUCCUAGAAGAUGUUUUAAAUCACUUGACUGCAAUAUUAUUAUCAGACCUUCCAUGCAGGAGGUUGAGGGAGAGGAUAGGUGUGUCCCUCCUCCAGCUGUCAAUAAGGUUGCUACACAAAGAGAACACAAGGCAGAGUGUACUGGCGGCACUACGGUCUUUAUUACUAUUGAAACCAGCUGCUCUUGUAUCUCACAGAUCAUUUCAAAGACAAAUCGGCCGAGGGCUAGGAAUAUUAAUGCGAUCACAAGCUAAUUAUCUUAGCAGUUACAUGGAUUGGCUAACAGUCUUCUCCUUAUUAGAAUUCACUGCCACAUGCACGAGUACAUAUUCUAAUCUUUCUGCUACUAAUCCAACUAUCACUGCUGCUACUGAAGAAGGCAAUGAAACCACUGAUUAUGAGAGUCAACCUGGCGGGGGCGCUAAUUCUCCUACAGCUGGUAAAGACUGGGUAGUUAUACAGAGACAGCGUAGCUCCACCAGUAUCAACAUUAACUGCUUUGAUCUUUUAGUUGAAGACACCCUACCACCCCAAGAUCCUGAGUCAUUCUUCAUAGCAUGUGAUGUGCUAUCAUACAUCAUUAGGGAAGAACAGCUAGUGAAUGCUAAUAAUUUCACUACUUGUCUAAAGACUGUCAGGCUACUAUCAGAAGUAACUAGUGUGAAAUCUUCCAUUAGUCACGACCAGUAUCUAACAAGGCAGCAAAGGGCCCCGCCCCCUGAUCGCUCGUACGCUCACUGUGCCCUAAGACUACUUGAUCUAUUGGAUACUUUAUACCAUCGGACGACUAGUGUAUUUAAUAAUGAGGGUAUUAUCAGUGAUACUGGAGCAGGUGUGAGCCAUAUGUGGAAUGUGUGCUGGUGUCCGCUAUUAGAAGGUGUGGCUAGAAUGUGUUGUGAUCCUCGUAAGAACGUCCGGCAGGCGUCCAUUGCUUAUCUGCAGAGGGAGCUGCUGGCACAGACUCUUCAGUCACUCACUGCUCUGGACUGGGAGGCUUGCUUCCUUGAGGUUUUCUUUCCAAUGCUAAGUCGUCUCAUAGAGGAAGAUGAUAGUCAUAAUCCGGACAUUGAGGAAGGUCAAAUGAGAGCCUGUAACCUUCUUUGUAAAGUGUUCCUACAGAGACUCCAGCUUAUCUCCUCGCUUGAUAAUUUUACUGAUCUCUGGGUUGGUAUACUGGACACUAUGGAUCGUUACAUGCACAUUGAGGGAUCUGAACUAUUACCUGAGGCUAUACCUGAGUCCCUAAAGAACAUGUUGCUAGUGAUGGUGACGCAAGGAGUUCUGUAUGUGGGAACGUCCCCUCCAACUCAAGAAGAGGAGACUAAUAAUCAGCUCUGGACUGUCACCUGGAAGAGAGUUGAAAGGUUCUUGCCUCAGUUUCUUUCCGUUUUAUUUCCGGAGUCGAUACCUACUGUUGUCAUACCAUCCUCUUCUCCUGUUAUAGAACAGCCACGCCCAAAACCAACCAGCCCCACACAGAGUGACGUUUCUCCAUCUUCAUCUCCUUUAUCUCAGAGCCCUAGCGAUGAUGGAAGCAGUUUUCCGAUACUAGUGAUACACCCUCCACUGCCAACCCCAACACUAGUGCCAACAUCCCCUAACCCUCCCUCUCCCCCUCUCCCUCCCUCUUCCUCUCCUCCCAGUAUCACACAAGCAGCUGCUAUUGUUAUUAAUAAUAAUAAUAAUACUAAUAGCACAUCUUUAGAUUGUCCAAGGUCGGGCAAUAUAACUCCAUCCUCAACGGAAUGAUUCAAAAUAAACUAUUGUGUUCAUUAUUAUUAUUAUUCACUGAUUGAAUAUAUUUAGGAGAAUUAAUUGGUAUUAGAAUUUAAAUCAUUAAA